UGUGUGUGUGCGUGUGUAUGUGUCUCCUGAUUUCACCCUCACACACGCACACAUACACACUCAUAACACAGUCAGACGCACACAUUUACUGUCUGUCUGACUGCAGUAGUGGAGCUCCGGCAGCAGAAAUCCGGUCGGAAAGGAUUCCUUCCAUUUUUACGCGCAACUUUUCCUCCGUCGGCCGCUUCAGCGCGACGUUUCCACCGCUACCCCUCGACUGUUGUGGAUUUCUAACAACCGCUUCCUGGCUGUUUCUAACGGACAACCAGCGAGGUGUCAAGCCCGCCCGGAAUCGGAUCUCCUGUCACCGGGUUUGCUUGUUGUCAUUUUCGCACGGAGACGGAGACGCGCAGCCGGAGCGCAGACAGAAGGGGCUGUGACCAGUUUGUGGACUUGCUAAACUGGAUGAACAGUUACACCAGGAUGGCCCCAUGAGGACGCUUUCUGUCGGGACUCCCAUUGAAACUAAAUUGAGCAUGUGCAGACCAACAGGUCUUUUGGUGAGAAAACUGAAUGACUUUUAAGACUACAGAAAGAAGAUCUACAAGCACGUUCCUUUAAAGAAAAAUCACUCAAGGAUUCUUCUGCCUUUAGAUGAACUGGACAGAAAAACGACGCACAACAACAGUAGCGUGUUUACAAAAUGGCAAAAGGAGAGAAAUAUUUCUGAUGUUAUCCACUAAAGCUCCCCUUUUAUUUCCACUUCCUAAUUCCUGUUUCCAGCCUGGCUUUACAAUCAGUCUAUUUCAGCAAUGGACGGGUACUUCCUGUUUCUGUGAACUUGUUGCCCUCAAAGGUUCAGCUAUCAUGCCUGGUAGUUUUGGGACCUUGUAACCUUCCAGACCCUGCCCUCCCAACCCCCCCACUAUCCCCUCUCUCCUCCCUCUUCUAACCUACAGAAGAGCUUCACAAAAAUGGAGGCUCGUGAAUUGGCUGCCACUGGGCAGAAAUGCUCUAAUAAGGAACCAGUGAAGGAGAAAACGCCUCUUCAAAGAAAGUGGGCGUCCGAGCCCUCUGCAACCACCAAACGAAGCACUUUUGCUGACCCAGAGGCAAAACACCGUGAGAGUUUGCCCUGUGGUGCCACCGGGGGAUCAGCACCCCAGCAGAAGUACGCAUUUACAGGGAAUUCUGGAAAGCUGCUAUCUGGGGCCAUAGGAGGGCCGCCAUCUCAAGACCCCCAAGGGCCCUUUGCUCAGGGGUUCCCAAGGGGAUACUCCUACCAGUUGGGCCAGCCGUACCCUCAGCACCCCCAAACUGAGCGCUUCCUCUCAGGAGCCAAACCCCAGCCAGGACUAGAGCCCCAUGCCUGGCCAUUUGCUGGCCAGUUGCCCUCUGAUGACUUGUACCCUGUUGGACAUCCAGGACACACGCACCCUCAUGGGGCUGGGGCAGGGAGGUUUCCUCGCCAGAAAUCCCCCAGUUUACCCAGUUCCUUCGGACAGUACUCUCAGUCAGGCCCUGAGCCUGGAGAGGAGGGCUAUAAUAAAAAAGAGCAGAAGCCGAAAAAGCCUGGUAAGUACAUCUGUCACUAUUGUGGUAGAGCUUGCGCCAAGCCCAGUGUCCUGAAGAAGCACAUCCGCUCACAUACUGGAGAGAGGCCAUAUCCUUGUGUACCCUGUGGCUUUUCCUUCAAAACCAAGAGUAACCUUUACAAGCAUCGCAAGUCCCACGCUCAUGCCAUCAAGGCUGGACUCGUACCAUUUUCAGAGCUAGCUGUGGCCCGCAGUGGGGACAUGGACCAGGCAUCCCCAGUAGGCGAGGCUGAGGUCCAUUCAGAUGGAGAGCAGAGUACCGACACAGAUGAGGAAGGCGUGGAGGGCUCCACCAUGCUGACGGAUAAAGACAGUCCCAUCCCACAGAUCUCCUUUGAAGCUGACAAGAAUACAGGUGGUGUGGAACCAGCAUAUGCAGACUCAGCUGAAGAGCUACCGGUGGGGUCUAUGAAAGUGCCUAUCCUUAUUGUCCCCAAGCCUGGGGGAGUCCCCUCCACAGGGAUGGAGUGCCCACCCUUUCAGGACAUAAAGGGGUCACACCACAUGUUGGCAUCACAGGCUGGUGGAAGAGCACAUUCACUAGAUGACUCCCCCACCAUCAAACAACGUUUGGCCCUAAGGCUAAACGAGAAAAAGGGCCAGGACUCUGACUCUGGCAUGUCCCAGUCCCUGAACCUUCUUAGUCCUCACAGCAAAGGCAGCACAGACUCUGGCUACUUUUCACGCUCUGAGAGUGCAGAGCAGCAGAUCAGCCCUCCAAAUACUAAUGUCAAGACGUAUGAAGAGAUAAUGUUUGGUCGGACUUGGUACUACCGACCCAACUCCAGAUCCAGACAGUCUAUCACAGUGGGCAUGGCAGGGGCAGACCCCAGCAGCCUGGCUGGCUUAAAGCAACCAGGUGCUAUUCUGGACAUGGGGAAGAUAGCUGAGGAUCAUAUCUGUUUCAGAGGGGAUGUUGGAGUCUCUGGAGAUCCCAAGCAGUAUCCAACAGGACCCUGUCAAAGUAGCACAGGGCUUCUGGAGCCUCCAUCAGAUUCUGGGACCCUUAUUAGGAGUAACUCAAUGCCAACUUCCUCCCCUCCUACCCUUAGUGUCCCACCAGGGAUUCGAGGCAGUCACUCCUUCGAUGAGAUGAUGACAUCGGAUGAUGUGUUUUACCCACCUCGCAGACUCCGAAGACAGGCUGCAUUUGAACAUUCAGCCAAUGAAGCCCAUGUAGGUGAGGCUGAGGGCUAUGGACACAUGCCCAAGAAUGUAGCUUCAUCUCUGGGUAUGAAAAUUGGUGAGCGCAGCCCAGGAGUCCCAGAACACAUUGCCUACAGCCCAUAUGGUACUAAAGUUAGCAUUUCAGAAACUGCCACAAGAAAAAGGAGGAAAGAGAAGAGUGUUGGGGAUGAAGAAGACAGCCCUGGGCACUGCGACAGUAGCUGCAGUGGUUCAGUGGAGAUGAUAGGGGACUAUGAGUUUAAACAAGGUAGUCUUGAUGGAUCUAGAGCCACCCCAACAGGGAAAGGCUCUCUUCACAGUGCUCACAGCCAGUCUGACAGCUUUGAUACCUGUGCCAGCAUGUGCUCUGAGGACAUUGCACUGUUUCCUGACUCUGAGGGCAGGAAGGCAGCUGGGAAUGUCAUAUCAGUCAUCCAGCACACCAACUCCCUCAGCCGGCCAAAUUCCUUUGAGAAGUCAGAGUCCUUUGAGCAGCCAGGAUAUCAGCCUUCAGAUAAAGCUCCAUCUAGCCAGUACUCUGAACAGUCCGACACAGAGAUCUAUGAAGAUGCUCUGAGUCCUGAAUCUGCUCUACUAAGGACAGAGAGCAUGGAGCAGCAGCUGCAAAGUGACAGUGACCUGGCCUCCCUAUCAUCGUCAUCAGCUGCAGCCUCACCUGGCCAGCCUUAUCACAUCCCACACAAGCUAGUCCGACAACCCAACAUCCAAGUUCCUGAGAUCAGGGUGACGGAGGAGCCAGACAAGCCUGAGAAAGAAACAGAAGCUCCAUUGACCAAGGAACCAGAAAAGCAGCAGCAGCAUGUGGAGGAGUUCCAGCUGCCACAGAGGAGUGACACACUCUCCCAAAUGCCAUCUGAAAAGCUCCCACCCAAGAAGAAACGGUUGCGCCUGGCAGAUAUGGAGCACUCAUCUGGGGAAUCAAGCUUUGAGUCAACCUGCACCAGCCUUUCUCGCAGUCCCAGUCAGGAGAGCAACCUGUCUCACUCCUCUUCCUUCUCCAUGUCCUUUGACAGAGAUGAAGGCCUCAAGUCUGUCUCACCCACCAAACAGGAUGACUCGUUGGCAUCAUGUGGUGGACCUAAGCAGUCGGAGUUCCUGACGGUGCCUGGCAGUGGUCACUCCAGCCACCACCAACAGAGGGAGAUGAGGAGGUCUUCCUCGGAGCAGGCACCAUGCACGCUGCCCACAGAGUUGCCUGAAAUGCGAAGCAAAUCCUUUGACUAUGGAAGCUUGUCCUCCUCCAGACAAGGAGAGAUAUACUCCAGUGCCUCUGCAAUGAAGGAACGCCGGCGUGGAUAUCUUGUCCGACAGGCUUCACUGAGUGUUUAUCCAGAGGCGGUGACCCAGGAACCAGGGGUUGCUGAGAUGUCAAUCAAACAGGAGAGUUUGGAACAUGGAGCAUGGCCUGGCCCAACAGGAUCUCCUCACAGUAGCAGCGAUGUAGCCUGUAGAACCAAGAGACCUGGCAGUAGCAUUGGUGGUGUAGGUUCUCACCAAUACCAACAGCACCACCAGCAUCUCCUCCAGCAGAGUAUCAGUGAAGACAGCUUGCAGGAUGAACCUCUCUAUGGCAGGUCCCAACAACAUCGCCUGCAAGCCCAGGGCUCAUCAUCUGAAGGAGAACAUCCAGGUCACGAGGUCAUGAAUAAGGAAGUCAUCCAGCAGUACCAGAGUGGACCCCCCUUCCUUUCCUUCCAGCAACAAGGUCUGUUCUGGAGCCAGGAGGCCAGUCAGACACCUCGACAGCAGUUGACCCACCAGGCCCAGCAGCAACUCCAAAAACUCCAGAUCAGACCACCAGGCAGCCUGCCUGGACACCCUCUUCACAAAGACCAACCACCCCACUCCAUGCAGCAAAUCCAUGAUCCACAGCCACAUGAUGGAAAAUUAGAAAAUCCAAGCUCUCAGAUGUACCCUGCCUCUUUCUCAUCUCGCACCUCUCCCCUGUCCCAGCAACAACAGCAAAACUUUGUCUCUCAUUCCUCCAAGCACUCCCUGCCCAGCUCCACCACUAACCCCAUGCUUCUGCAGCAGAUCCAACCUGUCUUUGCCACUCAGAACCUGGGCUCCCAGGCCUCUCUACCUGGUAUGCUGGUUCCUGUACGUAUCCAAACACAUGUGCCAUCAUUUGGUAGUGUUAUGUACACCAGUGUUAGCCAGCUGAUAGCUACCCAUGGCAGUGGGGUACCAGGGGUAGGAUUAACCAGGCCAGGCGUUGCUGACAACAGCAAUAUAUCUCCGCCAGUUGGUGUUGUCAAUGUCAGCAAACCACCUGGAGGAAUUGGAGGAGGUAUUAGUGGGGCAGGUUUCAACCUAUCACACUUCCUGGGACAGACCGAUGGCACUGUGCCUCGCUACCCACUCUGGAAGGUUUCAGAUUCACUGCCAGAACAGCGCCUCAACACAGGGAUCCCACUGUCACUAACGUCAGGCACCAUAUCCACCACAGAUGCCUCAGGAUCUGGCAUUGGAGGAAGCAAGCGCAUGCUUUCCCCUGCCAGCUCUCUGGAGCUCUUCAUUGAGACUAAGCAACAGAAAAGGGUUAAGGAGGAGAGAAUGUAUGGACAGAUUGUUAAGGAGAUGAGUGCCGUGGAGUUAAGUGGAACUGAAAGCAGUAGCAAGCCUGAGAAGGGGCAGGGUAGAGGUCAGCGAGCCCGUCUGAAGAGUGAAGGCUCUAUGGAGGAUUCUGAAAGGAUGACCUCUUCUCCACCACUAAACGACUUCCCCGUUGCCACCAAGAUUGCCAUUCCUGUCCGUUCCUCUGCCCCACACCUUCCUGAUGUACCCCGUGUUGAUAGCUUCACCCCUCCUCUGCAGAUUGUAACAGACCGUUCCCCAGCUUCAGGUGGCCGAGACUCCCCAGAGGAGCUUGAUGUGGAUGACUCUGUCCCAGAGCCCAACUCUAGCCCCCAGUCCAUGGUAUCCUCCAAUGAUUCAGAAGACACUGACAACACAAAGCAGCCUACACCCAGUAAAAUCCCCCUUAGCAUGCUGGUUCAGCUAGCUGCCAACCAAAGCGCAGGAUCAUCCGGAGCAGUGGGUCAGACGCUGCUACUCACAGAUGUGGCUGAUGUCCAGCAGUUUUUUCAAUUCCCUAGCCUGCGCACCAUGAGCAGAGUUAGCUGGUGUUUUCUGAACUACACCAAACCCAACAGCACCCAAGCUGCCUUGCGUAGCUCUGUCUACAGUUCAUGGUGUGUAAGCUCAUACAACCCCAAUCCUCUGAACCUCAGCACCAAGGCUGCUUUGGCCCUGCUGAGGUCCAAACAGAGGAGGAACACUGAUUUGAUGUACACAGCUGCAGCCAUGUCACCACCCAGCUCUGGAAAAUUGGUGUCCUCUGUGGCCUGGAAGUUGAGGUUUGAUCAGUUGAAGCCUGAGCUGAUGCCAGUUGAUGUCAGUAAUUUUGGGAGGAAGAUGAAGGGAGUGGUAUCGUGGGACCGUUCGAAAGAGGAGCAGGUAGAGAAGGAGGUCUCAGUCAAACAGCCCGCCACCGAACCAACCCGUAUCAAGAUCUUUGAAGGCGGGUACAAAUCCAAUGAGGACUAUGUUUACGUUCGUGGUCGCGGUCGGGGGAAAUACAUCUGCGAGGAGUGUGGCAUCCGCUGUAAGAAACCCAGCAUGCUGAAGAAACACAUCCGAACACACACCGACGUCCGGCCUUAUGUCUGCAAGUUCUGCAACUUCGCCUUCAAGACAAAAGGAAACCUGACGAAGCACAUGAAGUCUAAGGCUCAUAUGAAAAAGUGUCUGGAGUUGGGAGUCUCCAUGUCUUCUGUUGAGGACAACGAGGCAGACGAAGGAGAUGUUGGAGAGGACGGCCAGAGGUCUGAAAAGAUUUCCAGAGGCACCAUGGCGGAGCACCAGUUCUCGGAUGCAGACGACUCAGAGGGCGGAGAGGAAGACGGCGAUGAGGUGGACGAUGAAGACGAUGAAGAAGAUGACUAUGAUGGUGAUUCCACCCCUAAGACUCGUUCGCGCUCCACCAGCCCGCAGCCUUACGGCCUUCCCGCCAUGUCAAUCACAGCCGUGGCCUCCUCCCAUCCUGCUCCUCACCUUUCCCAUCAUUCAGCCUCUGACCUCCUGGGAAACACCAACAAGCCUCCGCUGUUUGGCUACUUUACCACCGUGCCGAGUAUCCAGAUCACACCGCAGGCUCCCCCCAGCGACCCAGCCGGGAGGGAGCGCAGUCAGGCAGAGUACCAGCGAGGCCUGCAACGGGCACUCGGCAGCAGGCUGCUGGUUCCACCCUCCUCCUCCAUGGAUGAAGACCUGCCCGCCCCCUCCCCAGAUCUCUCCUCGCCCUCCUCCCGCCUUUCAUCACCUGGGCUGGACCACUCAGGCUGCCCGUCCCCCAUCUCGCCUUCCUCCUCACCUUCAGCCCACCGAUACCUCUCCCCACGUCGUGAUCUCUCACCCCACACCGGGCACCUCUCACCCCAUCGGGACAUCUCUCCUCUGCGUCACAUCUCCCCCAAGAGGGACCUUGGGGUGGCAGGGGGGUAUCGCCGAGACCUCUCCCCCAGGAGGGGACACCUCUCGCUGCUCUCCCCUCUUUCUCGGCCCACGUCUCCGGCAGGAAGAGACUACAAGCGUGACCUUUCACCAAGAGGCCGCCACAGGGGGAUGAUCCGGCCUCUUUCUCCUCGCCGAGGGCUGCACCAACACUUCCACCACCAAAGUCAGCAGAGUGGAUCGCGAGGCCUCAGGCCAGGUCACCAGGCUGGAGUGUUGGGUCAGGUAGAGCUGGACCCUCUUGGACGUCGCAGAGGCAGCGCAGAGAUGGAGACGGAACAUCAUCCGGGCUCACCGUCGUCAGGGGAACGGGACCAGGGCGGUAGCCGCGGUAACCAGUCCAGUCCACCUCACCAAGUCCUGUUCAGUCACCUUCCUCUCCAUUCUCAACUCCAGGUGCGUUCGCCGUUCCCAAUGAUCCCCAUCGGAGGGAUCCAGAUGGUACACUCCGUCCCCACGUCCGUCACCACCCCUCUGGCCCAGCAGGGGGCGCAGCAGGUCGCCUCCCGCCUGGUGCUGCAGAAGAGCACAUCGGAGGACUCCAACACAAGCGAGGCCGCCUCCCCUCAUUUCAGUUCCUUCACCGAGAGGGGAGUUCGAGGGGGAGGAGUAGCUGGAGGAGGAGGCGAGAGGCUGAGGGAGUCACCUCACCCCUCAUCGCAGGAGAGGGAAGGAGGAGAAGUGAGGCAGGAGCAGGAGGAGAGCAUCCACACCUGCACCAAGGCCAUCGCGUCACUCUGCAUCGACUCGGAGGAGCUCGCAGAGAGAGGAGGAGGAGGAGGAGGCAGAGGGGAUAAAAGGAAAGAUGGAGUCAGAGCAUCUUCCUCCUCUUCCUCUCCUUCUGCAUUAUCCCCCGACUCCCAACAACAGCAGCGUUCGCCAUCCAUUUCCAUGUCGCCGCCAUCUCCUCACCCUUCGCCAUCUCCUCCACAAGGUCCCGGGAUUCAGCACUUUAGCGGCCUGGAGCUCAGGCCCCCCUACCAAUCGAUCCCCACCUCCCCUCACUGUUCCUCCCCCUCUUCCUCCUCCUCCUCUCCUCACCCUCCCAGCCCCGGAUCUGAGACCCUCCAGCCUUCAUCGGCCUCCAAACCUCUCAAGCUGGAGAGAGACAGGGAGGCAGAAAGCACAAAAAGGAGCAAAGACGUUUCGUAGGGCUGCAGAAGAAGAACAAGAGGACGAGAAACAAUGGAUUUUUUUGUUUUUUUGUUUUUGGAUAAUAGGAAGGGAUGAAGUGCAACAGAGAGAGAAAAAUGACUUUUGCACACUUUACACACAUAUUCUU
Molecule: messenger RNA, 8520 nt
Organism: Morone saxatilis (striped sea-bass)
Lineage: Eukaryota; Metazoa; Chordata; Actinopteri; Moronidae
Gene: hivep2a
Product: HIVEP zinc finger 2a
Biological process (GO): regulation of transcription by RNA polymerase II
Cellular component (GO): nucleus
Molecular function (GO): RNA polymerase II cis-regulatory region sequence-specific DNA binding; DNA-binding transcription factor activity, RNA polymerase II-specific
Source: RefSeq, a predicted model, not a curated record